AUGUCGGAACCUACAAAAAUUAGCAUCCUGGGCCGGGAAAGCAUCAUCGCUGACUUCGGACUUUGGCGCAACUAUGUGGCCAAGGACCUAAUCAACGACUGCCCCUCUACCACCUAUGUCCUCAUCACCGAUACGAACAUUGGAUCGAUCUAUACUCCCGGCUUCCAGAAGGCAUUUGAAGAUGCCUCCGCCGCCGUCUCUCCCUCCCCGCGCCUCCUCAUUUACAACGCACCCCCGGGCGAAGUCUCCAAGUCCAGACAGACGAAAGCUGACAUUGAGGAUUGGAUGCUGAGCCAGAACCCGCCAUGUGGCCGUGAUACUGUGGUUAUCGCUCUGGGUGGAGGAGUCAUUGGAGAUUUGACCGGAUUUGUCGCUUCGACCUACAUGCGCGGUGUCCGCUAUGUGCAGGUUCCCACCACUCUUCUGGCCAUGGUAGAUUCAUCAAUUGGCGGAAAGACCGCGAUUGACACUCCGCUAGGCAAGAACUUGAUUGGCGCGAUCUGGCAACCAACAAAGAUUUACAUUGACCUCGAGUUCUUGGAGACACUGCCGGUGCGAGAGUUCAUCAACGGCAUGGCCGAGGUCAUCAAGACAGCAGCCAUCUCCAGCGAAGAGGAAUUCACAGCGUUGGAGGAGAAUGCGGAGACAAUUUUGAAAGCGGUCCGUCGGGAGGUCAAGCCAGGACAACACCGUUUUGAGGGCAUUGAAGAGAUUCUCAAGGCGAGGAUUCUGGCAUCUGCGCGGCACAAGGCGUUUGUCGUCUCCGCGGACGAGCGCGAGGGUGGUCUCCGGAACCUUCUGAACUGGGGUCACUCCAUUGGCCAUGCCAUCGAAGCUAUCUUGACGCCGCAGAUUCUCCACGGAGAGUGUGUCGCGAUCGGUAUGGUCAAGGAGGCAGAACUGGCUCGCCAUCUUGGUAUUCUGAAGGGCGUUGCAGUUUCCCGCAUUGUGAAGUGUCUCGCUGCCUACGGGCUGCCCACUUCGCUGAAGGAUGCUCGGAUUCGCAAACUGACUGCUGGCAAGCACUGCUCGGUCGACCAGCUGAUGUUCAACAUGGCUUUGGACAAGAAGAACGAUGGGCCCAAGAAAAAGAUCGUCCUCCUCUCUGCCAUUGGAACUACCUACGAGCCUAAAGCCAGUGUUGUUGCCAACGAGGAGAUCCGCGUCGUCCUCGCCCCCAGUAUUGAAGUCCACCCAGGCGUCGAACAGUCCUCGAACGUCGUUUGUGCGCCUCCAGGAUCCAAGAGUAUCUCUAACCGCGCUUUGGUCCUCGCUGCCCUUGGUUCAGGCACUUGCCGAAUCAAGAACCUCCUACACUCCGACGAUACAGAGGUCAUGCUGAACGCCCUGGAAAGACUCGGUGCUGCCACUUUCUCCUGGGAAGAGGAGGGUGAAGUGCUGGUGGUGAACGGCAAGGGUGGAAACUUGCAAGCAUACCCCUCGCCGCUGUACCUAGGAAAUGCUGGCACUGCCUCCAGAUUCCUUACCACUGUCGCCACGCUUGCCAACACGAGCACUGUCGACUCCAGCGUUCUUACUGGUAACAACCGCAUGAAGCAACGCCCUAUUGGGGACCUGGUGGAUGCGUUGACCGCCAACGGAGCCUCCAUUGAAUAUGUGGAAAGGACGGGCAGUCUCCCUCUCAAGAUUGCUGCCUCGGGCGGUUUUGCCGGAGGAAACAUCAACCUGGCUGCCAAGGUGUCAUCUCAGUAUGUGUCUUCGCUGCUUAUGUGCGCCCCUUACGCCAAGGAGCCAGUGACGUUGAGACUGGUCGGCGGAAAGCCCAUUUCUCAACCUUACAUUGAUAUGACCACCGCAAUGAUGCGCUCUUUCGGCAUUGAUGUGCAAAAGUCGACCACUGAAGAGCACACUUACCACAUUCCUCAAGGUCGUUAUGUCAACCCUGCGGAAUACGUGAUCGAGAGCGACGCCAGCUCUGCGACCUACCCGCUCGCCGUUGCAGCGGUCACUGGUACUACCUGCACCGUUCCCAACAUUGGCUCGGCUUCACUUCAAGGUGAUGCCCGGUUUGCCGUCGAGGUCUUGAGGCCCAUGGGCUGCACAGUUGAGCAGACUGAAACCUCCACUACCGUCACUGGACCCUCGGACGGCAUUCUGCGACCCCUUCCUAACGUGGACAUGGAGCCCAUGACUGAUGCAUUCCUUGGUGCUUCCGUGCUGGCAGCCAUCGCCCGUGGAAAGGACGGAAACCACACCACCCGCAUCUACGGUAUUGCUAACCAGCGUGUGAAGGAGUGCAACCGCAUCAAGGCCAUGAAGGACGAGCUGGCCAAGUUUGGCGUUGUCUGCCGCGAACACGACGACGGUCUUGAGAUUGACGGAAUUGACCGCGCAACUCUGCGCCAGCCAUCCGGUGGUAUUUACUGCUAUGACGACCACCGAGUUGCAUUCAGUUUCAGUGUCUUGUCUCUUGUGACUCCCCAGCCGACACUUAUUCUUGAGAAAGAAUGUGUUGGAAAGACAUGGCCCGGCUGGUGGGACACCCUCCGCCAGCUGUUCAAGGUGAAGCUAGAGGGCAAGGAACUGGAAGAGGAAUCCGUGGCUGCCAGCGGCCCUGACAGGGCCAACGCUUCGAUUUACAUCAUCGGCAUGCGUGGUGCUGGAAAGUCCACAGCAGGAAAUUGGGUUUCCAAGGCGCUGAACCGACCAUUUGUCGAUCUGGACACAGAACUCGAGACUACCGAGGGCAUGACCAUCCCGGACAUCAUCAAGACGCGAGGCUGGCAAGGCUUCCGAGACGCAGAAUUAGAUAUCUUAAAGCGUUCUCUUAAAGAACGCCCCAAGGGAUAUGUCUUUGCCUGUGGUGGCGGUGUAGUGGAGAUGCCUGAAGCCCGCAAGCUGCUUGUUGACUACCACAAGACUAAGGGCAAUGUUCUGCUUCUCAUGCGCGACAUCAAGAAGAUCAUGGACUUCUUGUCAAUCGACAAGACCCGCCCCGCUUACGUCGAGGACAUGAUGGGCGUAUGGCUGCGACGGGAGCCGUGGUUCAAGGAAUGCAGCAACAUCCAGUAUUACAGCCGGGAUGCCUCACCAACCGGGCUGGCUCGCGCGUCCGAGGACUUUAACCGGUUCUUGCAAGUUGCGACCGGGCAGAUCGACAGCCUCAGCAUCAUCAAAGAGAAGGAACACUCUUUCUUUGUGUCUCUGACUCUGCCUGAUUUGCGUGAAGCCGGUGAUAUCCUCGAGGAGGUGUGCGUUGGGUCUGACGCCGUGGAGCUGCGAGUCGAUCUGCUCAAGGAUCCCGCCUCAAACAGCGACAUCCCCUCGGUCGACUAUGUCGUGGAGCAGCUGUCCUUCCUACGAAGCCGCAUCACACUGCCUGUCAUCUUUACCAUCCGUACUCAGAGCCAGGGCGGUCGAUUCCCCGAUGAAGCCCACGACGCUGCGCUGGAGCUGUACCGCCUUGCUUUCAGAUCUGGAUGCGAGUUCGUUGACCUCGAGAUUGCCUUCCCUGAGGACAUGCUACGGGCCGUUACGGAAAUGAAGGGAUCCUCCAAGAUCAUUGCGUCCCACCACGAUCCCAAGGGCGAGCUUUCAUGGGCUAAUAUGUCCUGGAUCAAGUUCUACAACAAAGCGCUCGAAUACGGUGACAUUAUCAAGCUGGUUGGCGUCGCCCAGAACCUUGACGACAACACAGCUCUGCGGAAGUUCAAGAACUGGGCCGCUGAAGCUCACGACGUCCCUCUCAUCGCCAUCAACAUGGGUGACCAGGGUCAACUGAGCCGUAUCCUCAACGGCUUCAUGACACCUGUCUCUCACCCUAGUCUGCCAUUCAAGGCUGCCCCUGGUCAGCUCUCCGCCACUGAGAUCCGCAAGGGUCUGUCCCUCAUGGGCGAGAUCAAGACCAAGAAGUUCGCCAUCUUCGGUAGCCCCGUCUCCCAAUCCCGCUCCCCGCCCCUCCACAACACGCUCUUCUCCCAAGUCGGCCUCCCCCACAACUACAACCGGCUCGAGACCGCCGUCGCCCAAGACGUGCAGGAGUUCAUCCGCUCCCCCGACUUCGGCGGCGCCUCCGUCACAAUCCCGCUCAAGCUCGACAUCAUGCCCCUCCUCGACGAAGUCGCAGCCGAAGCCGAGAUUAUCGGCGCCGUCAACACCAUCAUCCCCGUGCCAACCGGCAAGAACACGCCCGCCCGCCUGGUCGGCCGCAACACCGACUGGCAGGGCAUGAUCCUGUCCCUCCGCAACGCGGGCAUCUACGGCCCCAAGUCCAAGGAACAGACACAGUCCGCCCUCGUCGUCGGCGGCGGCGGCACCGCCCGCGCAGCCAUCUACGCCCUCCACAACAUGGGCUACUCGCCCAUCUACAUCGUCGGCCGCACGCCCGCCAAGCUGCAGAGCAUGGUCUCCACUUUCCCGAGCAGCUACAACAUCCGCAUCGUCGAGAGCCCCGCCAACUUCGAGUCCGUCCCCCACGUCGCGAUCGGCACAAUCCCCGCGGACCAGCCGAUUGACUCGGCGAUGCGCGAGACGCUCUGCUCGAUGUUCGAGCGCGCGCAGGAGGCAGACGCCGAGACCGUCAAGUCUGUCGAGCAUGCGCCCCGCGUGCUGCUGGAGAUGGCGUACAAGCCGCAGGUAACCGCGCUGAUGAGGCUGGCGUCUGAUUCCGGCUGGAACACGAUUCCGGGGCUGGAGGUUCUGGUUGGUCAGGGGUGGUACCAGUUCAAACACUGGACGGGUAUCUCGCCGUUGUAUGAGAGUGCUAGGGCUGCGGUUCUAGAAUCUGAGUAG
Messenger RNA from Aspergillus mulundensis, 4752 nucleotides. Its product is annotated as pentafunctional protein ARO1. Gene Ontology annotation, cellular component: cytoplasm. NCBI's taxonomy places the organism in Eukaryota, Fungi, Ascomycota, Eurotiomycetes, Eurotiales, Aspergillaceae. The transcript is spliced from 3 exons. Gene Ontology annotation, molecular function: 3-dehydroquinate dehydratase activity; shikimate 3-dehydrogenase (NADP+) activity; shikimate kinase activity. Gene Ontology annotation, biological process: chorismate biosynthetic process; aromatic amino acid biosynthetic process. The record is from RefSeq and is a predicted model, not a curated record. The coding region runs from base 1 to 4752 and encodes 1583 amino acids.